Wasmannia auropunctata (little fire ant) is the source of this 605-nucleotide messenger RNA. RefSeq names its product exostosin-3-like. Gene Ontology annotation, cellular component: membrane. The transcript is spliced from 4 exons. Gene Ontology annotation, molecular function: glycosyltransferase activity. The annotation marks the transcript as partial. Lineage: Eukaryota; Metazoa; Arthropoda; Insecta; Hymenoptera; Formicidae. The record is from RefSeq and is a predicted model, not a curated record.
AGCUUUGUGCCUUUAAAAUCGGAUACCAUUAUUGCUGAACCUGAAGCCGAAGAAAGUUUGGGUCCUCUAGAACCGCCGUAUCCAUCUCCUGCUUUCAAAAGAAAUUAUACAACACUAUUAGUCCAAGGUCAUGAAAUUUGGAAUGACUGGAUGGAUCCAUUUAAUUUGUAUCCACAAUUACCGUUUGACACUGUUCUUCCCAGCGAUGCUAAAUUUCUUGGCUCGGAAGUUGGCUUUCGACCUAUCGGUAAAGGUGCUGGAGGCGCUGGAAAAGAGUUUAGUGAGUCAUUAGGAGGAAACUAUCCAAGAGAACAAUUUACAAUUGUCAUGUUAACUUAUGAAAGAGAACAAGUUCUUAUAAAUUCACUGGCACGUCUCUAUGGCUUGCCUUACCUGAACAAGGUACUCGUAGUUUGGAAUAGUCCGAAACCACCUGUAGAAGAUCUGAAGUGGCCUGAUAUCGGCGUUCCUAUACAUGUUAUAAAAGCUCCAAGAAAUAGUUUGAAUAAUAGAUUCCUUCCAUUUGAUGCAAUUGAGACAGAAGCCGUCCUUUCUAUCGAUGAUGAUGCUCAUUUGAGACAUGAUGAAAUCAUGUUCGGUUUCAG